Helobdella robusta is the source of this 1905-nucleotide messenger RNA. RefSeq lists its product as hypothetical. Gene Ontology annotation, cellular component: postsynaptic density membrane; AMPA glutamate receptor complex. Gene Ontology annotation, molecular function: channel regulator activity; voltage-gated calcium channel activity. The coding region runs from base 1 to 1905 and encodes 634 amino acids. The record is from RefSeq and is a predicted model, not a curated record. NCBI's taxonomy places the organism in Eukaryota, Metazoa, Annelida, Clitellata, Rhynchobdellida, Glossiphoniidae. Gene Ontology annotation, biological process: neurotransmitter receptor transport, postsynaptic endosome to lysosome; transmission of nerve impulse; regulation of AMPA receptor activity. The transcript is spliced from 3 exons.
AUGUGCACAAAUGUCACUUACAUGAAAGCUUUGUAUUGUAAAUACCAAAUUAGAAGCAGGCAAAUUGUUUUGCACUCCUUCAGAACCAAGAGACCUUCAGUUGAACAGCAGAAGCAAUUACAAGUAACAAACACAUCAGUGACCAAACAAGUCAACCGCUACUCAAUGCCCAGCUUGAUGACGUUGGUCGGCAUCAUCAUCUACAUUGGAGCCAUCACGGAAGAAGCCAGUAGCAAGGCGCAAUCGAAAGAUGACAACCCAGCUUUCAUAUACGAGUAUGGACCCUCUCUCCUGCUUGCCAUGAUCUCCUUCGUCGGCUGCCAAAUGACCGGGGUCGUCUCCAUCAACCAUUUCAUAUCGGUCAGGAAGGGGUUGGGGAGAUUGAAAGUGAAAAAAAAAAUUUCUGAUAGGGUAAGCGCAAGUGUUGUUGUUGGAGAAAACGUUGAAAAAAAUAAACUGUGCUUCAAAACAAUAUAUAGCAACAAAAAUUAUAGUGGCAACAUUGGUGAUCCAGAUAAUUACGACACUAAAAAAAAUUUUACAAAGUCUUCAAAUCUGUUGCCCUUUCAAGUCAACCUUAUGUUAAAUGCAGCAAACAAGUUAGUUUCUAUUGUCGGCGUGAAUAGCUCCAAACUGAAACAACAGGACAGCGCUGAGUCAACUAACAACACAAUAAUAUCCACAGAAUCUAUAAUGUCACCUGCGUCAGAACGUACAACAUCAUCCCUCGGCAGGUUCAAACAGAAUUUAGGUCACAGAUCUGAAACUCUCUACACGAUGAACGGAGAAGCAAGCUGUAUUUUUAGAUGUCCAGACACAAUUGCUGCCAGUUCUAGUCCAGAAUUGAGUCCAGGAGUUGGUGAGAUAGCAGCAGAAGAAGGAGCAAUUAGAGGCUUGUGUCUCUUGAAAGGCAACCAUUCUUCUGAACUAAUCCUUUCGUGUUCGUCGCUGGCUGCACUAUCACCGGGCAUGCAUACAGAGAAAGAAAACAAGUUCGUCAACCGACAUCGAACAUUGCAGCAAAAAAUUAUGAAACAGAUGACGUUGAGACAACAACAAUUUUUAUAUCGACAGCAUCAACUUAAGCAGCAGCAACAUUUCAUGCAGAAAGAACAGACACAACUUAAAAUAGAGCCAUCUGAAUUAUUAACCAAACAAGUUCAAAACAAAUCUUUUCAUCAUCCGAAGCUUAACAUAAUCCAUUCAGAUUUGUUAUCUUUUUCACAAAAACAACAUCAGCCAAAACAUUCCAACUUUCAUGAUAACCAAUCGCAAAUUCCACACCACUACUAUCAGCAAGAAAAGUUACAGCAGCAACAACAACAACAACAACACCAGCAGCAACAACAUCAGCAACUGCAACAGCACCAGCAACAUCAUCGUCAACAACAACAAAACAUAAAUCAAAUAAAACAUACAAAACAAAUUGAAGUUGGAAACGAAAAACAAGCUGCAAAUAGUAGACAAACAGUUGAAGUUGACUCAUACAACAACUUCACAAACAUUAAAAUGGACAACUUUAGCAAUAACUUAGUUUUUGCAUACAAUGAAACCAUUUGUCAUAACGAAGAUGAUGUUUGUGAAACCUUAAGUACGAACAUAGAAAACAAUGAUAACAUUAACAAAAUUGAAAGCAAUAAUGUUGGCGAAAACAUUAUAAACAACGACUACUUCAACGACAACCAUCCAACCAGUUAUUCCACAUUCCACAAAACCACCGACCAUUUAACUUCGAAGGCCUUCAACAAAUAUCACUUUGAAGAGUUUCUACUAACACAAUCAGCCAACCGCCAACGUAACGAUUAUGACGAUGAUUUCAUCAUUUCAAACGAGGAGGAAAGUUACGUCGAUAACGAUUAUGAUAAUGACGGUGAGGAUAAACAAGAACGCACCACAUCCGUUUGA